Molecule: messenger RNA, 2913 nt
Organism: Babesia ovata
Lineage: Eukaryota; Apicomplexa; Aconoidasida; Piroplasmida; Babesiidae
Product: Extracellular matrix-binding ebh, putative
Exons: 2
Coding region: 1-2913 (970 amino acids)
Source: RefSeq, a predicted model, not a curated record
AUGCGGCGGCGAGGAUCCCUUGCUGACGCCUUUCACGACGCCCCUCUUGCACCUAUAAAUAAAUUACUCGGACAAUACAUUACGGACCUGGACAAGUGGAUUGAGAAAACUACAAAGGACAUUGAAGCCGCGCAGAAAUUAGUCCAGAACAUUUUGGAUGAGGUGAAUGGGAAUGUGAAAGAUAGACAUCUGAACCAUAAAACCAAUCUAGACGAGGCAAUUGCUACUGUUGAGAGUAAAUUGGAAGAUAGAGUUUCGGAAUUGACAAAAUGGAAGGAAGCGGCAAAUGGUGUCCUUGAACAUGCUAUUAAUAAGGGGAAUGAUGUGCAUAAGAACAUGGAUCCCAGUGAGAAAGAUCCGAGUACAGGGACAGUGAUUGGCAAAGGACUUCAGAAAAUUGAUGAAGCUAAAGAAAAAGUUGAGGGCGUGAGUAGUGAGCUAGGAAAUAUUCACGGCGAUUUGCAGACUUGGAAUUCCGCGGCGAGCGGUGUGCUUAGCCAAGUGGUUCUGAAGGCGCAGGGCGUGCAUAAAAGGUUGGAUCCUACUGGUUCACAAACUCUUGCCACGAACAUUAAGCAAAUUGAAGAAGCUAAAAAAGGAAUUGACACCGCAAAUGGACAACUUGAAGGACAAGUUAACAGUCUGAAUUCCUGGAUCACCACGGCGGAGAGUAUCCGCAAGGCUGCCGAGGACAAGGCCAAGGAGGCCUACGACAAGUUGAGGGUUAAUCAGACUCUGGAUGAGAAUGUGAAGAAGAUUGUGCAAGCUAAGGACAGAAUUAAUGAUGUUCAUGAGAAGCUGAAUAGUGUUCAUGGAAGUUUGGGAGAGUGGAAAAGUAAGGCCGGGGAUGUGCUUACAGGGGCGAUUGACAGGGCCAAUGAGGUGUAUGAGAAGUUGGAGAUUAGUGAUACAAGUAAAGGGGAUUUGAAGACACAAAUUACGAACAUUGAUAACCAUAAUAAGGCAAUUAAAGAGGCGAAUGAACAACUUGCCGGGCAUGUCUCCAGUCUGGAGAGUUGGAAGGCUGCAGCCCAGGGUGUCAUUACCAAGGCGGAGGGGAAGUGUGAGGAGAUACUUAAGAGGGUUAUGACAGAUAAAAAUGCCGAACUAUAUAAGAAUGCUGACUUAUUAAAAGAGAAAGGUACAGAACUUUUGAAGGCUGCGAGUGAGGCUAAGACACAAGCCGAGCAGAAUGUCAAAUCAGCGUUGCAGGCUGUUGUGGAGAUGGACACAAGUCUCAAGAUUGAUUUGAAGGCGGUUAAAGAUGGGAUUAAAACAGGGAUUAUGGAAGUGAUUAGGGUGUUGAAGGUUAAUGAGUUGGAUAAAGAAGUGAAGAGUGAUUUGGGGAUUUUGAGGGAGAGGAUUACGAAACUUAGAGAGCAAGUUGAGAGUAGUAAUGUGAACGGCGAAGGUCUUGUUGGCGGUCAGUUGAAACAACUUAAGUCUUCCAGAGAAACGUUGGAUCGUGUUACUGGUCCACAAGGUUCAAUACAAAACGCGACGAAUAAUCUGGAUCAGAAGUUUAAGGAGGAGAUCCAAAGUCCGCUUAUCUUGGCGAUCGAAAAAGUUGACUCGGCGAUUGGGGCGCUUGGCGGGAAGUUUGAGUUAAAUGGCGGCAAAGAUAAACUAGAAACUAUUUUCGGGCAUAUUAAAGAAGAAGUUGGGGAGAUUAAGGGUGGGCCGGGGAGAACUGUUAGAGGUACAUGGCAAAACAACUCAGGCCUCGACGGUAUUAAGGAGCGAGUGAAAGGGCUUGCUCACGUGUUUGUUAAGAAGGGGAACAAUAGUGGUUUCAAGGGUAGAGUAGAGGGGUGGUUGGAAGGUGUCAUAGGGAAUAAAAAGGAUAAGCCGGGGCUGCAAGCUGUGAACUCUUGGCUUGGGACGAAUAGUGUCGAUGCAUUGAGAGGAUCGAUUAAAGACCAGAUUAUGAAACAGCUGAAACACCAAAUUGAUGCAGCUCAGGGGAUGAUUACACAAGACAAAAUAAGCGACGGCCCCAACACCAUCACAGAGAAUUUAAAAGCUAUCAAGCUGGCUUGCGAGACAUUUGUCAAGGAGCUCGACGGCGAACUGACUAAGGGCAGAAAUAAGCAGUUCGUGGAUAAGAUAACUCCGGGGAUUGGGAAUUCGCCAGGGGGGGCAACCACCAACGACGAUCUAAAAACUGCCAUCCGUGCCGCCCUCGUUGCGCUCUGCGCUUCUGCAAGGCAAGUUGGCAACGAACUCAACUUUUUAGGCAUAAGCGUGUUUGGCACAAUUUUGGACGAAAUAAAGCCUACAGUUGAUGAUCUCUAUAAGAAACUCGACGAUGCGACCAGCACUCCUAAACCCGGCCAACCUCCCACCCCCGAAGCUGGCACAGCACAAGCCGUGGACAGUAGGUUGCAGGUGGUGAGGAAAAUCGUUGAGCAGGAGAUUACCAACAAGUUUAAUAAUGAAGUCAAACAACCACUUGAGACUGCAGUUAGAGGGCUUACCGGCGCCGUUAACGAGUUCGACAAGCAAGCGCAAGAGCAGAUAAAGGCUGCGGCCAAGAAGGCUAUCACAGAGGCGGGUGGGCAGAUUAGUAAGGAUAAUGUUAACAUAACGCUUAGUGAUGACCUCAUGAAGCAGUUCAAAACUGUACACGAGAAGAUAAUUGAUACACAAACUGGACUCCAACCAUCCCUUGAAGGUCUGCUUCAGGGGCACAUUGGGGAGGAUGAUCCGGCAAGUGGUGGCGUUAACAUUAAAGACAGUGGACAGUUUAAGGAUUACGAUAAGCACGUUAAACAAGAUUCAGAUAGCCUUAAGAACAAAACUCUAACCGGCGAACAAGGCAUUGCAAACGAAGGACUUCUUCCAGAGGCGAUCGGGAACAUCAAGACCAAGGGUCUGAAAGUCAGUAAUAAACAUAUCUAUUACAGUGCAUAA